Messenger RNA from Knipowitschia caucasica, 675 nucleotides. The record is from the annotation of a GenBank genome assembly. NCBI's taxonomy places the organism in Eukaryota, Metazoa, Chordata, Actinopteri, Gobiiformes, Gobiidae.
AUGCAGAAGCUGCUCGGGGGCCAGAUCGGACUCGAGGACUUCAUCUUUGCUCAUGUUCGAGGAGAAACCAAAGAAGUGGAAGUCACUAAAACAGAAGACGCUCUGGGCCUCACCAUCACAGACAACGGAGCCGGCUACGCCUUCAUCAAAAGAAUCAAAGAGGGCAGCACCAUAGACCAGCUGAAGACGGUGUGUGUCGGGGACCAUAUCGAGGCCAUAAAUGAGCAAAGCAUUGUGGGAUGUCGACAUUAUGAGGUUGCCAAGAUGCUGAAGGAGCAGCCCAGAGGGAUCCCCUUCACCUUACGACUGGUCGAACCCAAAAAGGCCUUUGAUAUGAUUGGAAUGAGAACUAAAGCACCCAAGUCCAGCGAGGGAAAGAUGGUGAACGGGAAAGAGACGCUGCGCCUGCGAUCCAAAGGAGCCGCCAUUGUUCAGGAAGUGCCCAACGAGUUCGAGGAGGAGGCGACGAAGAAAGUGGAUGACCUUUUGGAGAGUUACAUGGGAAUACGGGACGUGGAGCUGGCUACAACUAUAGUGGAAGCUGGAAAAAACAAGAAAAACCCGGAUGACUUUGCGGAGGCGCUGGACUCGGUGCUCGGGGACUUUGCGUUCCCGGAUGUCUUCCUGUUUGAUGUUUGGGGAGCUAUUAGGGACGUGAAAAAUGGCAGGAUCUAG